UAGUUUGUAUACGGAAUUGAAAUUUUUGAUGGUUAUUUCCUAAACUUUCCAAUCUCGUUUAGAACUAAAGUUUAUUCUAAGAUGGAAUAAAGCCGUAUAAAGCAGAAAGUAUUUUGAGUUGUGUAUAGGCACGCAAAGCUAAAAAAAUAUCACAAGAGCAUGAAUGAUCCUCAGCAACCGGUUCGAAACAGGAGUGAGACGGCUGUUGAAAACUCGGCUUCAGGCAGUGAGAUUCACCGUAUAGAAGCCAGUCUUCGCCAAGUUAAAACACAAUCUGCUAAAAUCUCCUACACAAGUAGUCUGAAAACUUCCCGAAAAGAAAACACAAAAAAAGAUGCUUCCCAACGUCAACAAUUGGAGGGCAAUUCUACAGAUCCUGAAUUUAAACAAAAUAAUGUAACUGAUCGCACUCGCUGUGUGUUUGGAAAGAAAAAAGAACGUGAAAAGGAAUUCACUGAUCUUAAAUUGUAUUUAAAAGAAAUUGCAAAUAAUAAAAUUGUUGAUAGUUGCAACGAAAAAGAUGCAGAUUCUAAAACACUUUCUACAAAAAGUGCAAAGGUAAGGCGUCCCACAUUUCGUAGAUGUAAAACGGAAAUUCUAGGGACCAAACCUGGAUCACAAACAGAACGCCAUUUAAAAACGGGAAUAUGUGUUAAACCAAGAUCAAAAUCAAGCCAACCAUCAGAAACAAAAUCGCAUGAAUUAUUGACCCCCGGCAGUACGAAACGCAAGUCCUAUAACGUCGAGGCAGCCCGUAAGUUUAUAGAUGAUCGGAGGCUUAGAAGACGCUCACAAGCUGCUUCUUCAAUAAAGUUUAACAAUGAAAAAAACGCAUUUGAAAAAGAGCAAAUUAAAAAACGACUCGAAGAUUUGCAUAAGAACUCAAGAGCAAUCAUUGCUAAAAAUGUUAAAAGAAAGAAACUACCUCUUGGUAACAAAAAUAUAAUCAAAAGUAACCAAAAAUCUGCUACAGAUCCUUGCAGAUCAAAUGAAAAUAAAUGCGAUCGAAUUUUAAUUCACGCAAAUGUUAAAAUGGCAAACGAAUAUAAAGAAACUUCAAAAAACUUCGCUUGUGAUGAUGAUCCAUCAACAAAAGAUAAAACAGUAAACCUUGGAGCAGAAGAUGAACGAAAAUUAAAAAACAUUGAUUCAGUCAUGGACCCGAGAGCAAAUGAAGAAAGUAAGGCCAUAUCGCCACAUACUUCGUAUCUGAACAAGAAACGGAUAGGAUUAUUACGAAAACAGGAAACUAAAGACCACUCAUUUAGUGCCAUUAGGGAAUUCAAUUUCGACAAGGAAAAUAUUGCACUGGAGAUGAUGACACCGAAAUGGCGCCAAACAGUUUCCCUUGAAUCGAAAGCAUUGCCAAAUGAAAUUGCUACAGUGCUGAAAGAGGUAGAAGAAAAACCAGUGGAAGUUACAUAUCGCAAGCCCGCUCCUACCAAAAAUACCUUGGAGUUUAAAAAUAAAGAGAACUCAAUAGUCGAUGGUACUGAUCCCAUUCAAAUAAGUAAUAAUGAACAAAUAUUUAAUUUGAGUGAUAAAAUUCAGGCCAUACCCCAGAAUGACCUUCCGUAUUGGCUUAAACCGAGUGCGGUGCAGAUUUAUCCAUACAAUUUCAUAAUGGCCGUAAGGCGUAAACUCGAAGCACUAGCUGAUGUAGAUCAACAAUCUACUAUCAAAAAAGGGUCUGCAAAAAAUUUGAGCAUGAUAACAUCCGAAAGUGAUGUACCAUUAGUGUCGAAAGCUAGCAAGAAAUCAAUUCAAGAAUCAGCAAAACAAUCAGGGGGUUCGGAAAGCAAAACAUCAUUCGGUGACUGUGAUAUAACAUUUAUAUCGGAUAUUGAAAACAAAUCAAAUCAAAAAUCCUCAAAACAAUCAUGCAAUUCAGAAAGUAAAGCAUCACUACUAGAAAAACGUUUGGUAGAUCAUACAAUAGCAAUAGAUAAAAGGGUUAAUCAAAAAUUGAUAAAUCCCAAAAUUAGCUCAGUACAAUCUCAAUCCGAGUUAAACUCGAAUCUUAGCUCUAUAUCAAUUCAAUUGAAGGCUUCUUCAAAUACCAUUUCGGAAACAGUAACCAAAAAAACUAAAAGUACUCCCUUAACAUAUGCAAGGCCAAAAAUAUCUGCAAUGCCAUCAGAAGAUGAUACCACAAUUUCCAGUUCAAUAUUUAAUAGCCCCGAGAGAAACAUUCGCCACAUAAAUGUAAGUAUUGAUGCCAAUAAUUUCGAGGAAAGACAGGGGGCAAUUAGCCCUUUGUCUCUUGAGCGUGUGGAGAAUCUAACGAUCACGUGCAACAAAAAACUUAAAAGAGCGAUUGCGGCAAGACAUGUGAAUACAAGUCGGGGUGAUAUACUUGAGCCAUCUGAAACAGAUCCAAGUCUUAUCCAUAAAGGCAAUUUUGGAAACGAAAUGGAUUUUAAUCAGCUGCUGGAGGACUUUAAUCGCAGUUUAUCACAAGUAAUUGAAGUGAAUGACCGUUUGAAAUCCACUAUUAAUAAAUCGCAUGAAAUUUGUGGCUGGGAGCAGAGUAGAGAACCCCCAGAACCUAGUUGCCUUAAAAAUUGGGAUGAGUAUACGGAGGAUUUUGAGAAAAACUCUAGUCAGCGAUAUCAAGAUAAUCACUCAGAAUCGUCAGAAAAUAGUAACAAGGCAAAUGUCAAAGGAACAAACAAAAACUAUAAAAAUGAAUCAAAUAAAUCAUCAGAAACUGGCUCUAUAGUACAUGGAUUAAAAGAAAUUGAUAAGUGUUCCAACUCGCUCUUGAAUCCAGUUAGUCAUGCUUAUAUCAAUUCUAGUUUCACUUCAUUAAAUUCAAACGCAUCGAUUGAAGUUUCAAAAAAAUCCAUGGAGCCUUCGUCACAAGAAUUAGAUAAACGCUUUCAAAACAUCGAAAAAGUAAGAGAAAUGUUUGAGACUACUAUUUUGUCCUCACAAAAAAUGAGAUGCAGCGAGAUAUGCCAGCAGAAGUCCGCGAGUAAUAAGGAAAAUAAAAGCACAAAAAUUACACAUCCCUUAGAUGAGCAAAAAGAAAGUCUGAACUCUGAUAGUCCAACUGAAGUUAUCCAAGCUGAAGUACAAAGCGAAGGAGGAAGAAAAAAUUACAGCUACAAUUCACAAAGGAAACAAUCCACGACAUCAUUCAAAAACGAAACCGAGCGCUGCGAUAAUAAUUUGUCAUCUUACGUUACUUCAAGCCAUAAAAUCCUAGAAAUGUUCGAACAUUCUGGUUUGGAACUUUCCUUGGGCUCCGUAAAUAACGAUAACUUAUCAGACUCGGCAUGCAGCUACUCAAAUGUUGGUUUGAGGCUACUAAUGGAUUGCGCUGUAGCGGCUAAAUGGAGGAUUCAUUUAAGUAUGCAUGUAAAGACUGCAACAUUGU
Molecule: messenger RNA, 3382 nt
Organism: Rhagoletis zephyria (snowberry fruit fly)
Lineage: Eukaryota; Metazoa; Arthropoda; Insecta; Diptera; Tephritidae
Source: RefSeq, a predicted model, not a curated record